AUGGAUGAACUUUCUGCUGGUGCUGCCCAUAUCGGCGGUGGUGAUGGUACCCGAGAAUCAGUUGAGAACUGUAACAGUCACUCCGAUCGAUCACCCUCCGAAGUAAUACAGACAGCCAGUCUGUCAUCGGCCAGCUCAAUCCGCCUCGAAGCCGAUGAAAACCGAGACGAAAACACUGAUGAUGGUGAUAGUCAGCCUAGCGAUUACUCGGAUGCGGCUGAUCACAUCGAAUGUUCUGAGUUACUCAACCCAUCACCCAACCUGACUAGUAAUAAUAAUAAUAAUAAUAAUGAUGACGAUAAUAAUACAAGCAACAAUAACAAUACUCAUUCGGAGAAGAAGAACGAACUAGAGACGACUACGAUCAGCACGACGAGCACGCUCGCCCGAGAGGUCGACAAGGGUCUGGACGAGGGUGUUAGACAGAAGAGCAUUGAUGGUGAUAGUAGAGCUACCAGAGCCACCCCUUCUGAUGAUGCAGUACUCAAUACUUCUGCUACCCAGACUCAGAGUCAGGAAUCUUGUAGCUCAGCCUCGAUGUUGCAGUCCAGACCAUCACCCCUCGGGGCGAAGGAUCUUCCUCCCUCCCAGUCCGAAGGUCAACAGCAGCUUUCUCAUCAUUGCAUGGAUUCCUCUUCGGCUGUUCCUGCUGACCAUACGAUGGGCGGUCAUGUCCCCGAUCGAGUUCGGUCAUCCACCGACGCUGGGUGCCCUCUCCCCGGUCGCCCCGCCCAGUCCAGUUUCAGUCCCCGUAGUUCGAGUCUGAUAGUCUCUACCCGACUGCUAAAGCUGCCCAGCCGCAAGUCGACCGAGAAGAACAACAACUACAGCACCACAGCAUGA
This is a messenger RNA of Puccinia graminis f. sp. tritici CRL 75-36-700-3, 843 nucleotides long. RefSeq lists its product as uncharacterized. The record is from RefSeq and is a predicted model, not a curated record. NCBI's taxonomy places the organism in Eukaryota, Fungi, Basidiomycota, Pucciniomycetes, Pucciniales, Pucciniaceae. The transcript is spliced from 2 exons. Bases 1 to 843 code for a protein of 280 amino acids.